Eimeria tenella is the source of this 423-nucleotide messenger RNA. RefSeq names its product AT hook motif-containing protein, putative. The coding region runs from base 1 to 423 and encodes 140 amino acids. The record is from RefSeq and is a predicted model, not a curated record. The transcript has 4 exons. Lineage: Eukaryota; Apicomplexa; Conoidasida; Eucoccidiorida; Eimeriidae.
AUGCCAACAAGAAAGGAGGCAACGAAGAGGGCGAGUGGAGAGAAAGCUGGAGAGAAAACCCCCGAGAAAAAGAAGCCCACAAGGCCGGAUGGAACAGGCAACCAACUAGGGCACGGGGACGCGUGGGAAGAGCAAUGGAAGGAGAAGUUUGACGGAGACCAGAAGACCGAAACGUGGGCUGAGAAAAAAGGGAGCAACGCGCAGGGCGAGCGGUGGCUGGAGACUUGGGAGGAACGCUGGGGGUUUAAGACCGCCUACAAAGAGGCAAUUGACAAACAAGGAAACAAAAGAGUUGAGAACGGCAGCAGCAGCGGCGAAAACGGCGGCGAAAACGCCGUUUUCGGAGGAGCUGCAGCAGACAGAGCGCAAGCUGCAGCGGCAGCAGCAGCUGCUGCUGCUGCUGAUGCCGCUGCUUCUCGGUAG